Molecule: messenger RNA, 546 nt
Organism: Dovyalis caffra
Lineage: Eukaryota; Viridiplantae; Streptophyta; Magnoliopsida; Malpighiales; Salicaceae
Source: the annotation of a GenBank genome assembly
AUGAAGUGCGCUUUCUCAUUGAGUUUCAACUUUGCUUUUGUUUUCCUACUUUUUCGUUGUUCAUUGAACUUGAACAACUUGCAUCAUUAUUGCUAUGAAGCUGCAAAUAGCGAUCCAAAUUUGAGCAAUGACUUUUGUGUAGCAUCCCUUGAAGCCAAUCCCAAGAGCAAUAAUGCAAGCCUUGAAGAAUUAGUGGAGAUCUCAACCAAGCUAGCUAUAUCAAACGUUACAAACAUUAGCUACUACAUUUCACAACUUUUGAAUGCCAAAAGUAUAGACAAAUACACUGCGGGUGCCUUACAAGAUUGCUUAGAACUUUACUCGGAUGCCAAUUCCACGUUACAUGAUUUCAUUCUUGAUUUGAAGUCCAAAGCUUAUUUCAAAGCUAAUGUAGAUGUUAGUACCGCCAUGGAUUCUUCAAGUACUUGUGAGAAUGGUUUUAAGGAGAGGACAGGUGCGGUUUUUCCCUCAACAAAGGAGAAUGACACUUUUUUCCCGUUGACUGCAAUCAUAAUUGCUUUCAUCAACAUGUUAAGUCGAUCAUAA